Pimephales promelas (fathead minnow) is the source of this 2620-nucleotide messenger RNA. The record is from RefSeq and is a predicted model, not a curated record. Lineage: Eukaryota; Metazoa; Chordata; Actinopteri; Cypriniformes; Leuciscidae.
UAGCUAAAUGGAAGCAAACUUUUCUUGUGUUAAGUGUGUUGAUGUUUCUGACAGUGUGGAGAAUUUACACAAAAAAGAGAGACGCAAGAGGAAGUCAAAAACCAUCAAGACCAGCUCAAGCCAAGAUCAGACUUCUCAGCUUAUUCGCAGUACCAGUCAGGCUGUAGUCCUCAGCGUUGCAGAGGAACCUGGUCAUGCUAAAGUCGAUGAUGGCUUCCAGGACUUAGUGGGAGAUUCGUCAGAAUGGGGUGUCAACUCUUUGAGCUGUGUCUCGAGUGUUGACUUCCUCCCAGCUACAGUCUGUGCCACAUCUGACUAUAGAGAUCCAGUCCGAGAUGUGGCAGACUCCAGUGUGGACGUCGGCCAAGACCCAGUGAGCACCACAUCAACUCACUGUGACGAGGCUGACUGUUGCAUUGAUGUCCCUCAAAUUCCAGUCUGUGUAGGCCGGUGCCGAUAUCAGAUGUUCAGGCCGCACAUCCCAGUGAGCACCACAGCAGCUCCAGUUCGAGAUGAGGCAGACUCCAGUGUGGACGUCCCCCAAGACCCAGUGAGCACCACAUCAACUCACUGUGACGAGGAUGACUGCUCCAUUGAUGUCCCUCAAAUUCCAGUCUGUGUAGGCCGGUGCCGGUAUCAAAUUUUCAGGCCGAACAUCCCAGUGAGCACCACAGCAGCUCCAGUCCGAGAUGUGGCAGACUCCAGUGUGGACGUCCCCCAAGACCCAGUGAGCACCACAUCAACUCACUGUGACGAGGAUGACUGCUCCAUUGAUGUCCCUCAAAUUCCAGUCUGUGUAGGCCGGUGCCGGUAUCAAAUUUUCAGGCCGAACAUCCCAGUGAGCACCACAGCAGCUCCAGUCCGAGAUGUGGCAGACUCCAGUGUGGACGUCCCCCAAGACCCAGUGAGCACCACAUCAACUCACUGUGACGAGGAUGACUGCUCCAUUGAUGUCCCUCAAAUUCCAGUCUGUGUAGGCCGGUGCCGGUAUCAAAUUUUCAGGCCGAACAUCCCAGUGAGCACCACAGCAGCUCCAGUCCGAGAUGUGGCAGACUCCAGUGUGGACGUCCCCCAAGACCCAGUGAGCACCACAUCAACUCACUGUGAUGAGGAUGACUGCUCCAUUGAUGUCCCUCAAAUUCCAGUCUGUGUAGGCCGGUGCCGGUAUCAAAUUUUCAGGCCGAACAUCCCAGUGAGCACCACAGCAGCUCCAGUCCGAGAUGUGGCAGACUCCAGUGUGGACGUUCCCCAAGACCCAGUGAGCACCACAGCAGCUCCAGUCCGAGAUGUGGCAGACUCCAGUGUGGACGUCCCCCAAGACCCAGUGAGCACCACAUCAACUCACUGUGACGAGGAUGACUGCUCCAUUGAUGUCCCUCAAAUUCCAGUCUGUGUAGGCCGGUGCCGGUAUCAAAUUUUCAGGCCGAACAUCCCAGUGAGCACCACAGCAGCUCCAGUCCGAGAUGUGGCAGACUCCAGUGUGGACGUCCCCCAAGACCCAGUGAGCACCACAUCAACUCACUGUGACGAGGAUGACUGCUUCAUUGAUGUCCCUCAAAUUCCAGUCUGUGUAGGCCAGUGCCUAUAUCAAAUUUUCAGGCCGAACAUCCCAGUGAGCACCACAGCAGCUCCAGUCCGAGAUGUGGCAGACUCCAGUGUGGACGUCCCCCAAGACCCAGUGAGCACCACAGCAGCUCCAGUCCGAGAUGUGGCAGACUCCAGUGUGGACGUCCCCCAAGACCCAGUGAGCACCACAUCAACUCACUGUGACGAGGAUGACUGCUUCAUUGAUGUCCCUCAAAUUCCAGUCUGUGUAGGCCAGUGCCGGUAUCAAAUUUUCAGGCCGAACAUCCCAGUGAGCACCACAGCAGCUCCAGUCCGAGAUGUGGCAGACUCCAGUGUGGACGUCCCCCAAGACCCAGUGAGCACCACAUCAACUCACUGUGAUGAGGAUGACUGCUCCAUUGAUGUCCCUCAAAUUCCAGUCUGUGUAGGCCGGUGCCGGUAUCAAAUUUUCAGGCCGAACAUCCCAGUGAGCACCACAGCAGCUCCAGUCCGAGAUGUGGCAGACUCCAGUGUGGACGUUCCCCAAGACCCAGUGAGCACCACAUCAACUCACUGUGACGAGGAUGACUGCUUCAUUGAUGUCCCUCAAAUUCCAGUCUGUGUAGGCCAGUGCCGGUAUCAAAUUUUCAGGCCGCACAUCCCAGUGAGCACCACAGCAGCUCCAGUCCGAGAUGUGGCAGACUCCAGUGUGGACGUCCCCCAAGACCCAGUGAGCACCACAUCAACUCACUGUGACGAGGAUGACUGUUGCAUUGAUGUCCCUCAAAUUCCAGUCUGUGUAGGCCAGUGCCGGUAUCAAAUUUUCAGGCCGCACAUCCCAGUGAGCACCACAGCAGCUCCAGUCCGAGAUGUGGCAGACUCCAGUGUGGACGUCCCCCAAGACCCAGUGAGCACCACAUCAACUCACUGUGAUGAGGAUGACUGUUGCAUUGAUGUCCCUCAAAUUCCAGUCAGUGUAGGCCAGUGCCGGUAUCAGAUUUUCAGGCUGCGAUUGACUGAUGGAGCUUUAAACUUUAAAAGCAUCAAGGUAAAUGAUAUUAUCACAAUAUUUUAA